GUGUCACAGGGACUCGCUGGAAGAUCUGAAUUGUAUUCCUAUCCCUUUACUCGCUGAUAUAUUCUCCGAAUCGGAGACACUUUGAGUUCCACCAGCCCAAUUGUUCACUAUUCUCAUCUACAUAAUAAACAAUCAGUGAAAUAAUUCGGAGCAGUGAUGGCAUUCGCCUCGCGCCGCAUCUGUGCGAGGAAAUUCACAGCAGUAAUUUCACGUCAGAUGAUUCAGCAAUCACGUCAACUUCUUUUAUCGAGAACAAAAGGAGAUAUUCACUCUACAGACGAGUUAUUGUUGUCAGCAAGAUCCAGAGAUGUUCGAUGGAUUCGGAAUUUCGGGGGGAGCUUCCAGUGGCGCGUGAAGAAAAUUACGAUUGACGAUUGUGGGGGCGAGUGCGUGCAGAGUCGGAGCACUGACGUUUCCCUUUGUAAAUAAUAAGUGGUUAAAUCGGUCAGUGGGUCCACGAGUGUUCUAAUUAAUUCAGUGGUCGAAUUUAGUAUAAAAUAGUUGAAUAAAGCGGCGAGGAUGGGGGAGAUAGAGUGGCCUUGGCAGUACAGUUUUCCUCCGUUUUUUACUCUUCAACCACAUUCCGAGACCAAGGAGAAGCAGCUGUCGGCGUGGACGAGCCUCGUGUUGGAGUUUUACAAGGCGACGAAGCAGUCGGUCUUGGAUGUUCGAGAGAUUCAUGCCACUCCGCUUUUUAAUAAUGCUGGGAUUAAAAGGAAACUCUCUGCCGACGCUGUCCAAUUAAUCCUGGAUAACUUAUCAAAAUCCGGAAAUGCGAGUCCCCUAGACAAAUCAAAGCAGCGCUGGCUGGUCUACUGGCACACGCUGGAUGAAUGGGGGGAGAUAAUCUACAACUGGGCGCAGGAGAACGGAUUCGUUGGAUCUGUCUGUACCCUCUUCGAACUGACCCAAGGCGAUAACACAGUGGAUCAAGAAUUCUAUGGAUUAGACACAGAAGUUGUGACUAGGGCACUCAAGACCUUGGAGUCUCAAGGUAAAGCUGAACUCAUAUUCUUCGAUGAUAAUCAGGGAGUGAAAUUUUUCUAAUUGAAUUAUUGAAUUUAAUCGGUUAACUGAACCAACGGUUCAACUGUUGAAUGAAUAUAUCUUACGGAAUACUUACGGAAUCAAGUGUAUUCAUAAUGAAAUAACUCAUAUUUUUGCCAGCACGUUGUCCCUAACUCAGAUAUAUUAUUAAUUAUUUUAAUAUUUUAAUACGAUAUUGUCUGAAAUAACA
Diachasma alloeum is the source of this 1237-nucleotide messenger RNA. RefSeq names its product vacuolar protein-sorting-associated protein 25 (gene Vps25). The coding region runs from base 520 to 1047 and encodes 175 amino acids. The record is from RefSeq and is a predicted model, not a curated record. NCBI's taxonomy places the organism in Eukaryota, Metazoa, Arthropoda, Insecta, Hymenoptera, Braconidae. Gene Ontology annotation, molecular function: structural molecule activity; protein homodimerization activity. Gene Ontology annotation, biological process: protein transport to vacuole involved in ubiquitin-dependent protein catabolic process via the multivesicular body sorting pathway. The transcript is spliced from 4 exons. Gene Ontology annotation, cellular component: ESCRT II complex.